This is a messenger RNA of Camellia sinensis, 795 nucleotides long. NCBI's taxonomy places the organism in Eukaryota, Viridiplantae, Streptophyta, Magnoliopsida, Ericales, Theaceae. The record is from RefSeq and is a predicted model, not a curated record.
AUGAAGAAAGCAGCAAUGUCCUCGAAGCUAGUAAAAUCUCUUUGGCCUUGCGAUGAUAUGGAAUUCAUGGCGGUUGAUGCAGACGGACCAUCCGGUGGAAUUUUGUGCGUCUGGAAGACCAGUGUGGUUUCACUUUCCAACUGUUGCAGUACAAGGAACUUUCUUGUUCUAGCAGAGGGAGGGGGGGAUUUCAACGAGAUUAGAAGUUUGGGAGAAAGGAGGGGAUGCAUAAGAAGGGAUAGAGGGAUGAAGGAUUUCAAUGCUCUUAUUGAAGGCUUGGAACUGUCUGACUUACCUAUGCAAGGUAGGCAAUAUACAUGGAGUAGCUCAAGUGUGAGGGGUAGUUGGAGUAGAAUUGAUAGAGUGUUACUCUCAACAGAAUGGCUAGAGAAGUAUAAUUUUAAGCUAUGGGGCCUUCCAAGGGGGGUCUCUGAUCAUUGCCCUCUCCUUCUAAUGGAGGAUGGCAAAGAUUGGGGUCCAAAACCAUUUCGAUUCAUCAGUGCGUGGAUUCUGCACCCCCAAUUUAUCUCAGUCAUAAAGGAUGCCUGGUUUGGAAUAGUAAUCACAGGUUGGGUUGGAUAUGUCAUUCUAGAGAAGCUUAGAACUCUUAGAUGGACUUUAAAGAAAUGGAACAUUGAGGAAUUCGGGAAUGUCUCACACUCUGUCAAGCUAGCCAAAGCUGAAAUGCACAAUCUUGAUUUGCUGGCUGAAUCUAGGGAGUUGACUGAAGCUGAAGUUGGAAGAAGUUGUGAACUCAGGAAGCUAGUAUGGUCUCUGUAUAAAAAACAAGAGUAG